GCUGGGAGCCUCGGCUGAAGCACGGCGCAUGCGCAGACGCGAGAGUGCGUUGCGCUCCCUAUUCGGCGGUGAUUCUGGUUCCCAUCAGGUCUUUGGGGGCGGAGGCCGAUCGUGGGGUCGGGAGACUCCUGAAAUACCGCACACACGACAGAGGCAGUGGGUAAAGUAGCGUUUGGUGGCACGCUCCUCCCAGCUAUGGAGCCCUCACCACUGCACCUUCCUAUCCCCCACGGCUGACCGCGCUGAACGCAGGCUUCUCACACGGACGGUAUGAGGUGGACCACGCACAGUCAUGGAAGUCUUCGGCAAGCAGAGCCCCUGUCCAUGGGCACCUUGGGCUCAUUUCGCCUUCCUGCCCCGCUGACCAGAAUGUGCCCCGUGCCCUGGGCACACGGGUACAGGGAGAAGCCGGCAUUGCUGUCCCCGGGAGCCGGAGUCCCUUGGGUCCAGGUGGCCGGCAAGAAGGACCACCCCGCCCUGCUCUCCCUGGAAGAGAGUGACCUGGAAGAGCAGUUUGUGAAAGGACACGGUCCGGGGGGCCAGGCAACCAACAAGACCAGCAACUGCGUGGUGCUGAAGCACGUGCCCUCCGGCCUGGUUGUCAAGUGCCAUCAGACGAGGUCCCUCGAUCAGAACAGGAAGCUGGCUCGGAAAAUCCUGCAAGAGAAAGUGGACGUUUUCUACAACGAGGAAAACAGUGUCGCUUACAGAGAAAGACGCGAAGCAGAGAAGAAAAAGCAAGAACGGAAAAAGAGAGCAAAGCAGACCCUGGAGAAGAAGAGGCUGCUGAAGGGGCUCUGGGAGGCCAGUAAGGGCUCCACGGCGGGAGCAGCAGACGCUGAGUGAGGAGCCCCAGAGGCUUCGAGGAAGAAGGCGGGGUCCCUCACCCGCGGGGCUACAGGGCUUCAAAACAGCAUUUGAGCCGUUUAGAAAGCCUCGAAUUGUUUUACAUGGCAGAUUAAACUGUGGACAGAGAUGCACUUAAAAUAAACCUGAGAGAAAUGCA
Myotis davidii is the source of this 1006-nucleotide messenger RNA. It is a transcript of the gene MTRFR, whose product is annotated as chromosome unknown open reading frame, human C12orf65. Gene Ontology annotation, molecular function: translation release factor activity. Gene Ontology annotation, cellular component: mitochondrion. The coding region runs from base 271 to 846 and encodes 191 amino acids. The record is from RefSeq and is a predicted model, not a curated record. Gene Ontology annotation, biological process: translational termination. The transcript is spliced from 4 exons. Lineage: Eukaryota; Metazoa; Chordata; Mammalia; Chiroptera; Vespertilionidae.